Molecule: messenger RNA, 4407 nt
Organism: Morchella importuna
Lineage: Eukaryota; Fungi; Ascomycota; Pezizomycetes; Pezizales; Morchellaceae
Exons: 6
Coding region: 1-4407 (1468 amino acids)
Source: RefSeq, a predicted model, not a curated record
AUGGCUCGUGCGCUUCGGGAAGCCUGGGUAUUAGGUAUCAUUACCAAGAAGUUAAACGACGCUCUCGAAAGGCGAGAUCGAGAUAGGGAUCCGCAGUCUCUUAAAGCUGAUGAAAUCGUCGAUACAAUUGGACCGUCUGGAGAACUGCGACUCCCAGGUGGUACUGGAAAGUUAUUACAGGUCAUUGAAAUUGACCCCACCGAGGAUCCUUGUACUGUUGUCUUGACCGACAAGAAGGUUAAAAUCGCCGGCAAAAUUUCCUCUGAUGCUAGACGGAAACAUGAGACUUCCUCUAAGACCAAGAUAUCGACUAUCAUGGGAGGUAUUAUAAAAGUCAUAUCCUACGAUAUCUACUUUCCUGGGGUCCACGGAAGGUUGUUCUGGGAAGGUGUUAGAUAUCGGUCCCAAAUUGCGGAUAAACCAGCAUCUCAGGGUAGGAAAACGGGCAAAAAGGAAAUCCAAAAGAAUAACAUGGGCGACAAGUCUAUAAAACAAGACACGGGAACAGGAAAUAAAAAUGGUGACGCCGAAUUCCCUAUGCCCGAACCAAUAUUUUUUAUCACGGAAUUUGCAUUCCUUCCUGGUAAAUGCUCAGAAGUGAGGGGGAAUCCAAGGAGUGUAUCUUUAAAAGCGGACCUCAAACCACUUCUAUCGGAUCUGCCGAGGAAGGCGCGCUCUGGGAGAGAGUUCUCACUGAGCCAAUAUGUACCUUUGUCAAGGAAGAAUUCGAAUGAGCAAUCAGCGUCCUCAAAGGUGUCGACAGGUGAUGAGAGCCCAGAUGACGAAACUGACGAAAUACGAUCACAACGUGGCGAUGUCAGCUUACAAGACGUUUCGCAGCUGCUAUUCACAACUCAAGCCCAUGCAGAUCAUCUGAAUACGUUUGAUGAUCUCCAGUUUCCUGAGCGUAAAAGUCAAAAGAAGAAACCAGGCGCAAACCACCCCCAAAGCCCGACCCGGGGGUCUUUAGGGACUUCGGCUCAAAGGAAAAAAAAGACACCGAAACCACAUGCACACCAUGCAAGGAAAAAUGCAGAACAGACAAAGAGCCUCAAUACAGAACCGAAAUUUAUCAAUUAUGCUGAUGGGUCUGAUUCCGAGGGACCUUUUGUUAGCUCGGCCGUUAGCUGGGAAGGGGAUUCAAAGGAUCAAUCCCAAAAAAGUAAUAAUCGAAGCAAGCGAAAGCGAGGCGACCUUUCCGCAUCUUUCACAAGUUCAGGUGUAGGAAGAAAGGGUAGAAAAAAGUCACCGGGUUGGGACAAAAUGGAGCAAGUCACACUAUCUCAGACUAUAAUUCCUGACGAUCAGCUAGAGAUAUUAAAUCGGCCUGAAUCUUGGUAUCCAUACACAAAUAGGCACCAUGUCUCCGGUUACGAUUUCGUCUCCAAAGAUCAACUUGUGCCAAAAUCACAUCCACCGCGUAAAUCAAACAUUCAAGUUAUUGUGCCCCCCGUUAGAUCUCCAGUCUCUUCCUCCGGCAGUACGCAAGUUUCAUGGCCGUCUAGUUCUGUAAAUUCCCCCUUGAGAGGUAUGAACGCGGCACCUGAUAGCAGUUUUCGUUCUGGUACUCAAUCUCCGCUUGCUGGAGGGUUGAACAAGAAAGCGAAUUCUGCAGAUGCCGAAGUGAGAAGCAACAAUGGUAGUUUUAAUCAACCUAGCCAAAUAUCCGUACAAGGAGUCGAGGAAGAACAUGUAAUCCCAUGUACUCAACAAAGCGAGGAAACAUAUGAAAGGUAUGAAUUUAAGGCCAAACGGGUCACACGUGCAGCAAAUGGAAUCUCGAAAAAAACACCAGUAGAUCCGAAUAAUGUGGAACCCUCAAGAAUGGCAAAGGCCAGUAAGAAACAGAAGUUGGCGGCAGUCCGGAAGCAGCGCCCUCGUCGUGAGUAUCGCUCAGAAGAUGAUGAAGAUUAUCCCUCUUCGGAAGAUGAGAACAUUAAUGAACUUAUCAACCACCCCAACCUUCCAGUUGGCGUGGUGGAUCCAAAUGGACGGACACGGCUCGAGGUUUUUGGUGGUAUUUUAAAAGCUCAGCAGGUGAAUUUGUGGGAACAGAAUGGAAAACAGCCACAGAAACGCCAGGAUGAGGAUGAGAAUGAGGAUGCACAAAGUGACACUGAUUAUGAUGGUGAUGGCGGCUUUGAUGAUGAAGCCUGGGACAAACAGCUGGCGUCAGAAGAUGAAAGAAACAAGGUAACUGAGGCGCCUACAAAGGAGGUGGUAGGAGCCAUUGUUUCCAAAUUACCCAGCCCGAGCCCAGGAGCCAAGCAAACAGAAAUCCAACAGCACAACGAACAUAUUGUUCCCGCAGAAAAUGCUACACCACAUAGUAUUCUCAGUGGCAUGCUUCUCUCAGACGGAGAAAACGACAAAAUCCCAGAAUCCUUACCCGGAUCAUCAAUUGAGUUACCCAUGGCCGAACAUUUGGGCGACAAUACAGAUGAAAAUGAGGAAGAGGAUGAGAUUCCUCAAGCUCCGCUAAUGCCGCUAAACUCGGCACUACACUGUACAGCAAAGGCUCUAGAUAACUCGGACCUGCAAUAUCCGUGCUCCGGCAUCCUACAUACGUAUACGGGACCAGCGGAGACACCCAAACGAAAUGAUGCUUCACAGGUCGGGGAUGGUGCCGGGAUCAUGAUGGAGCCCAAGGGUAACAAGACAAUGGCUGUAGGUGACAGCCUUAGUACAGUUCUAGAUUCGGUCGCCCCAGAAGCAGUCAACGUCUCCAAAAGCCAGAAAUAUGGCGGAGGUGUUGCCCCCGCCCUACCUUCGUCAUCCAUCAACAGCACUGCGAGUCCGUCAAUUCAAGUUGAAGAGACACCAUACAAAAAAGGAGUCGGCGUUUUGGGCAAAGACUUGAGUCCUACAAUUGCAAAAUCAAAGUCACGUAUUCAUUCUGUAUGCGCCGAUGAAGGACUUGACCUAACGCUCAUACCGGGAACAAACAUGGAAGAACCACAUAUUUCUCAAGAGCUUCGAAGUCCAGUACUUCAAGGUUCCCCAACUUCUCGGCCUGUAACUAUUCCUGAAAGACAGAUGUCAUCACAAGAUCUUCCCUGGCUCUCCGUAGAACCAAAAGAUCCCCAAAAAGGUCUCCCCGACGACUUUGCUAGAUCACAAGAGCAACUAAUGCGCGAGGCCCAAGAACGCCAAAAGAUCGAGGUGCCUGCUACGUCGGAGGGAAACAAGACUAGAGUAGAGAAUGACAUUCUAUCACACUCUGCUGCUGCUCGACAAGUUUCCAGGUCAGGCCCAAGGAAGGCGAGAAAAGUUCUCAAAGUAGUUGAUUUCGGGACCCAAGAAAUCCGUGCAGCGGCCAAUACCCGUAGUGUCACAGAUAUGCUUGAAAAACAGAAGAAGGAAUUCAUGGACUACAAAGAGUCUCCCGAUAUUACUGGCAUGACCGAGCGGGAAAAUUCUUCAAUGCACGAACGCCCAGCUGUGAAACCUGGGGUCGAAGCUCCUGAGAAAAAUAAUUUGUUAAAUCCCGAUGAUCAAAGCCCUGAAACGCCAAAUAAUUCGUCUAGACCCAACGACGAGGAAAUGGCUUCAGGUAUCGACCAGUUAAAUAUCCGCAAGCGCACUCAAUCAUCGCCCUCCAAAAAAGUUAUUGCAGCCAAGAAACCACGCAUUGAUGCGUCUCCAUAUAAAGAUACUUCUGCCACGACUCUGCCUUCUUCUAAAAAGCAGAGAAACUUCAAAGCCCCAGCAAGUUCCCAAACUGAGUCAUCGUCAAAAUCAAGGAUGGAGGCCCCCGGGAUGGGUGACCUGGGGGAUGAGAGAGGGGAGAUAGGAGAUUCCGAGGAAGAUGAUUUUACGAUGGAGGACUGUAUGAGGGAAGACUCUGUUAAAAAGGAUUUUGAGGAGAAAGACCUCGAAGAGAGCUUUGAGCUUACCAACGAUGAUCCCAUGGCCGGCUUCCCAGAUAUCAUUCUCAGCGAUGAUGAUGACGAGCCAAUGCCAAUGGUCCCAGAAAUCAUCGACCUGGUAUCUGAUAAUGAAGAAUCGGAGUCACCUGAGCCAUCUCAGCCCAAAUCAAAGCCAGAACUUUACGCCGGUCUUCGCAUGCGAGAUAUCUAUGUUCCGGGUUACGAGAAGCUCACCGCGGACCAGAAAGAUGACCUCGACAGGAGAAGGAAGGAGUACUUUGGGGUAAAGACUUCCUCCGAGAGAUUGUUCUCGGCGGAGACUCAGCGCGCUAUGACAAAGACCAAUCUCGAGGAAAGGGAAAGGGAAAACGAAAGGAAAAGCGAAAAGGAGAAAAAAGCCUCAGGGUCGAAAAAUCAAGGGGAUUUUGAGUGGUACCACGAUAAGGAUACGCCAAUGAAGAAGCUCUUUAGGCACUUCCAGGAGCUGGAGAAGUCGAAGAUGAAGAAGGCAGAGUUGAAUAAGCCGGAUGAAGAGUAA